Molecule: messenger RNA, 1632 nt
Organism: Carcharodon carcharias (great white shark)
Lineage: Eukaryota; Metazoa; Chordata; Chondrichthyes; Lamniformes; Lamnidae
Gene: ucp1
Product: uncoupling protein 1
Exons: 7
Coding region: 75-1013 (312 amino acids)
Biological process (GO): mitochondrial transport; response to cold; mitochondrial transmembrane transport
Cellular component (GO): mitochondrial membrane
Molecular function (GO): oxidative phosphorylation uncoupler activity
Source: RefSeq, a predicted model, not a curated record
UAAUAGCGCAGAAAACGUGAUGUUGGAGAAUUCCAUGGGCUUAUGGACAGUACUUUGCAAAGCCUGUAUUCAAGAUGGUGGGGCUGAAACCUUCAAGCAUACCCCCAACGCCUGGCGUGCGGUUCCUGAGCGCUGGUACAGCAGCCUGCAUCGCUGACCUCAUCACCUUCCCACUAGACACGGCUAAAGUCAGGUUACAGAUUCAAGGAGAAACUGCAGGAUCCUCUGGGGCCAGACUUGCCAAGAGUAUCAAAUACCACGGCGUUUGGGGGACAGUCACCACAAUGGUCAAAACAGAAGGACCGAGGAGUUUGUAUAAUGGACUAGUGGCCGGCCUCCAGAGACAGAUGAGUUUCGCUUCAAUAAGAAUCGGUCUCUAUGACUCUGUAAAACAAUUUUACACCAGAGGGAAUGAGCAUGCCAGUAUGGUAACCCGCCUCCUAGCAGGGAGUACCACAGGAGGACUUGCAGUACUACUGGCUCAACCGACGGAUGUGGUUAAAGUUCGUUUUCAGGCACAAAGGAACUUCCGCGGUGUUCCGAAACGAUAUAAUGGCACACUCCAGGCCUAUAAAUCAAUAGCGAAAGAAGAAGGAGUUCGAGGACUUUGGAAAGGAACUUUGCCCAACGUUACUCGAAAUGCCAUUGUCAACUGUUCGGAGCUUGUAACCUACGACCUCAUUAAAGAGGCCAUUCUGAGGAAGAAACUGUUGACAGAUAACCUUCCAUGCCACCUCCUCUCGGCCUUUGGUGCAGGGUUUUGUGCGACAGUAGCAGCUUCUCCUGUUGAUGUAGUGAAGACAAGAUACAUGAACUCUGUUCCUGGGCACUACAAGAGUGCAUUAAAUUGUGCUUGGACCAUGCUGGUUAAUGAAGGACCAACAGCUUUUUACAAAGGGUUUCUUCCUUCUUAUCUGCGCCUUGGGAGCUGGAACGUGAUAAUGUUUGUGACUUAUGAGCAGCUGAAAAGGGCAAUGAUGAUGGCCAAACAAAGUCAGGAUUGUGCCAUAUGAUUCCCUGGAGCGCACAAUGUUGUAUCUGGAUCAUUGAACUACUUCCCUGCACUGCCAAGUCUGCAUUAUGGACAUGAGAACUUAUAUUAUAAAUGUGAUCAUUUUCAAUAUUGGAUUAUUUUGUAUGAAAUGAGACUCCAUGAACAGCAUGCCAGUGGUUUAAUUCUAUUGCGUUUCAAAAUCUGGUGAUAUUCAUUACAUCUUAUAAAACACAUUCAGGGUAAAUGUUUUUAACUAGCAUAAGAACAGUCAAAAAGAAGCACUUUAUUUUCACAGCAUAUGCUGUGUAAAACAACUAAUACCGUCUGAUGGAGUUUGUAACGUUUUUUAAAAUAUACAACUGAGCAACAUGCACUUUAUUGAUGAGAUUUAACAUUUUCAAACCUAGGGAAAAACUAUUGUUCAAAUAGUUUGCUUUGAAAAGUUAAUUUCAAUCCUGUCUCUUGGCAAAUGCCAUGAGUUUGCAUUGAGCCUUACGUAGCCACAAUUCAUUAAAUAUUGUAUUUGUCAGUAUUUUUAUAAAAUUAGUUUUAAUGGAAGCAUAAUUUACAACAUACUAUAUGUAUCUUUCAUGUAACGUUUAGUGAGAUGGAAUAAAUUAUAACAUAAGUCCCCGUAA